AUGUGCCCCCUCCCACCACCCAUGGUUGUAAUAGUCCAGCUGCAUCAUUACCUAGCUCACACACUGAGAGCCAAUGGACUGAGGAGGAUUGACAAGUCUAUCAAAUGUAAAAGACUCGAGGAGCAGCUUGUGAUUACCUAUGAACACUGUGGACCUAAGAAAGAGCUGUUGAACAAGAGGGCAGACAAGGCGGUUCUCAAUGUGGGGUACGUGUCCCACUAUGAGGGCACAGGUGACUUCUGUUCCUACACUGCAGGAUAA
Molecule: messenger RNA, 261 nt
Organism: Knipowitschia caucasica
Lineage: Eukaryota; Metazoa; Chordata; Actinopteri; Gobiiformes; Gobiidae
Source: the annotation of a GenBank genome assembly